CACAUUGUGGCUUUUAAAUGUAGUAGGCAGGCGUUGUUGCUACAACAGUUGCCUUUUUUCAGUUUGAUCACUUAUAAUAUUGUUUUUGUUACAAGAACUAAAUUCAAGAAUGGCUGAUGAUAAUGGUAGUUACUCUUUCCUGGUGGAGUGGUAUGAAGAACAAGCUGCCAGAAUUCGUCAGUUUCUGCUUAGCUACCAUGUGAAAACUCAGGGUGUUGAAAUGUACUGUCUAAAGACGAGGAAGACGUUCUUAAAGACAUGUUUGAAAGGGACGCCGAAUGCCAUCGAGCUGUCCGAUCUGUUCAUUGGAAGCACACACAACAUCCUCGGUCGACAAAUCACCAUCAAAGAUUAUGGUGACGAGUACACUAGGAACCAUCUGUCAGGGAAGAAAGAGAAGACAUUUGGGUUGGUGAAGCCUGAUGCGGUGAACAAGGCAGGGACUAUUCUGGAUCAGAUCUACCAGAAAGGAUUCAUGAUUGCACAGCUCAAAUCGUGUGUACUCGACCGCCAAGAAGGAAGUGAUUUCUACCAGGACCACAAGGAUGAAUUUUACAUGAAGACGCUGGUGGCGGAUAUAGUCAGUGGCCCUGUGCUUGCCUUUGAGAUUGUGGGUGAAAACGCGGUGGGAAAAUGGCGGGAGAUGGUGGGGCCGUGCGACCCGGCAGAGGCCAGAAAAUGUGCAGCAAGGUCACUCAGGGCGCAGUUUGGAACAGACAAGUCAAAGAAUGCACUGCACAGUGCGGCCAGUAGCGAGAUCGCGUCUCGGGAACUGGAGUUCUUCUUCCCGACUGUCGGAGUUCCUCGUCGUAACUCAGCCAGCUUCGACCAGUGCACCUGUGCCGUCAUCAAACCACACGCAGUUAAAGCAGGACUUGCUGGUAAGAUCAUAAUGGCGAUCACGGAAGCCAACUUUGAGGUGACUGCGAUCCAGAUGUUCCACAUGGACAAGGUGAAUGCGGAGGAGUUCUACGAGGUCUACAAGGGAGUGGUGGCCGAGUACAACGGGAUGGUGGUCGAACUCACGUCCGGCCCCUGCAUCGCGCUCGAGAUUCGCGCACAGAACGCGGUCACCGCCUUCAGGGAGAUGGUGGGACCGGCCGACCCAGAGAUAGCCCGACAUUUACGACCAAGGACUCUACGCGCAACGUUUGGAGUCGACAAGAUUAAAAAUGCCAUCCACUGCACUGACCUCCCAGAAGACGGACUACUAGAGGUGGAAUAUUUCUUCAAGAUACUGGACCGCUAACAUUUUCUCCUACUCGACAAUACCUCCAGCAAGCACUUGUAUAUAAACAUUAUGUGAACGUGACAUUGUAUUCAAAACUGUGAUCCUACAUCAUACAUGUCUAGACUGGUCCAACACGGACAAACGUAUCUAAUAAAUUAUUUUUAUUCUCGUC
Molecule: messenger RNA, 1403 nt
Organism: Gigantopelta aegis
Lineage: Eukaryota; Metazoa; Mollusca; Gastropoda; Neomphalida; Peltospiridae
Product: nucleoside diphosphate kinase 7-like
Exons: 9
Coding region: 110-1249 (379 amino acids)
Biological process (GO): GTP biosynthetic process; UTP biosynthetic process; CTP biosynthetic process
Cellular component (GO): centrosome
Molecular function (GO): nucleoside diphosphate kinase activity; ATP binding
Source: RefSeq, a predicted model, not a curated record